Chelmon rostratus (copperband butterflyfish) is the source of this 5120-nucleotide messenger RNA. Its product is annotated as protocadherin gamma-C5-like. The transcript is spliced from 4 exons. Bases 251 to 3154 code for a protein of 967 amino acids. Gene Ontology annotation, molecular function: calcium ion binding. Gene Ontology annotation, biological process: homophilic cell-cell adhesion. The record is from RefSeq and is a predicted model, not a curated record. NCBI's taxonomy places the organism in Eukaryota, Metazoa, Chordata, Actinopteri, Chaetodontiformes, Chaetodontidae. Gene Ontology annotation, cellular component: plasma membrane.
CGAGGGGAGUGAGGCGGAGGAGACAGAGCAGAGAGUUCCACUGGAGGCAGAAAAUACUUUGAUUUUCGUCCGCGUUUUCUCUUAAAAGACGGCCGUCAUGAUCACAUCAAAACUUCCCAUCGAUCUAUUUUUAAAACGGAAAUGUCUACCGUCAAGCCCGACAGCCUCGUUUUAACACCACUAUGGAUACGUUACGGUGAAAGAAGAAGUUAAAAACUUCCCCAUUCUCCGAUCCUCGGAGCGCAGCACAAUGGACUCCAGACAGAGGAAGCGCUCCGGAGGAGGGAGGCUGUGGGAGCUCUGCUUUUAUUUGGCUUGCCUCUCCAGUGCGUCCGCUCAGCUCAGCUAUUCUGUGUCGGAGGAACUAAACCCGGGCUCUGUCGUUGGGAAUAUCGCGAAAGAUUUGAGCCUCACUGCUCAGGGGAUUGUUCAGAGGAGGCUGCGGGUGGUCUCGGAAUCCACGACUCAGUAUUUUGAGGUAAAGCAGGCGACCGGAGAUUUGGUCAUUAAACAAAAAAUUGACAGAGAGCAAAUGUGCGAAUUAAGCUCAGCAUGUUCACUACACCUCCAAGUCCUUCUGGAGAAUCCUUUAGACAUUCAUCGCGUCGUGGUGGACAUCCUGGACGUGAAUGACAACGCGCCGCAGUUUUCAACCAGCAACAUUUCCCUGGAGAUAUCAGAGGCGGCCGCGCCGGGAACACGGUUCCGUUUGGAGAGCGCGCACGACCCAGACGUGGGGACCAACUCGUUACGCACGUAUCAUCUCGCAUCAAAUGACUUCUUUGUUUUGAAUGUGGAAACUAAAAGUGAUGGCAGCAAGUUUCCAGAGCUCGUGGUGGAUAAAGCUUUGGACAGGGAGACGCAGGCCUCGUUUCGCCUGUUGCUCACUGCUGUAGAUGGGGGUCAGCCGGAGAAAUCUGGCUCGACACUCCUGCUCAUUAAAGUUCUGGAUGUAAAUGACAACGCGCCCGUCUUUGACGAGCCGGUUAAGAAAGUUAGACUAUUAGAAAAUGUUGCACGGGGCACUUUAGUAACGAAACUGAACGCGACUGACGCGGAUUCAGGUAACAACGGGGACAUAUCCUUCUUGUUUAGUAAAUACACACCGGAACGCGUUCUGAACCUUUUCAGUGUGGACUCUAAGAGCGGGGAGAUCCGCGUAAAGGGUGAUGUGGAUUAUGAGAAAGCCGCUGCAUACCAUAUCACAGUGCAGGCCAGAGAUGGCGGCUCUCCCGCUAUGGAGGGCUCCUGUAACGUCAUCGUGGACAUCGUUGAUGUGAAUGACAACGCUCCAGAGGUGACACUGACGUCACUGACCAGUUCUAUCAGCGAGGACUCAGCACCAGAGACUAUAAUAGCGCUCUUAAGUGCACGGGACCUGGACUCCGGUGAGAAUGGGAAGGUUACAUUAACUGUCCAACCAGGUUUGCCAUUCAAACUUAAUUCAGCUUUUGGCAUGCAUUACAGCCUCACCACUGCUGGAAAGCUGGACCGUGAGACUGUCCCAGAGUACACAGUGGUCAUCAAGGCCACUGAUGCUGGAUCCCCUCCCCUUUCAUCACAAACCACCUUUGUGGUGAAGCUCUCUGAUGUAAAUGACAACGCCCCCACCUUCUCUCAGCCCUCUUACUCUGUGGACAUCCCAGAGAACAAUGCUCUCAGUGCCCCCAUCGCUGCUGUUUCAGCCACCGACCCAGACCUCGGUGACAACGCUCGCAUAUCCUACUCAAUCCUUCCCGGCAUGGUUCAGGGCUCACCCAUCUCUUCUUAUGUCUACAUUAACCCAGAGAGCGGCCACAUCUACAGCAUGCGCUCUCUGGAUCAUGAACAGCUUAAUGCUUUCCGUAUUGAGGUGCAGGCCCGGGAUGGAGGUGUGCCCUCACGGACAGCCAACGUCACUGUGCACGUGUUUGUGGUGGAUGUGAAUGACAAUGCACCAGUGAUUGUACACCCUUCCUACCCAAAAGACAAAAGAUUACAACUCACUGUGCCCCCCUCUGCCGGCCCAGGGCACCUCAUAAAUAAACUUGUUGGGGUGGAUGCAGACAGUGGGCACAAUGCGUGGUUGUUUUACUCCAUCGCCCCUGGACCAAAUGCUGGCAUGUUUCGUAUUGGGGCGCACACCGGUGAGCUCCGCACGGCCCGCAAGUGGGCCGAGGAGGAAGGGGGGUCAACUUAUGACAUCAUGGUCAUCAUUCAGGACAACGGUGACCCGCCAAAGUCCAGUUCUGUGAACAUUACAGUAACCGUGGAUGAGAAGGGCACGGCCAACGAUGCUCCAGCAAGUCCUCGCCACACACCCUUCUACCACCGCGCUGGGAUGUCAGACAUCACCCUGUACCUCAUCAUCUCUCUAGCUUGUGUGUCGGCUGUGUCCUUCAUCACCUUUGCCGUCCUCAUGGUACGCUGCCUCAGGCACCGUGGCCCAGGGCUUGGAGGCUCUGACUGCUGCUGCUAUGGUCGCCACAGGUCCAGCCGCUACCAUCAGAGACCCAGCAAGGACCUGCACCUGCAGCUCAAUACUGAUGGACCCAUACGCUAUAUGGAGGUUGUUGGAGGCCCCCAGGAGCCGCACACACGCACCUAUAGGCCCUGCUACUCCACCAUAUCCAGCCGGAGUGACUUUGUAUUUAUGAAGACACCCAUGCUGAGUCACAACAACACACUCAACAUGACACUCAGCAGGAAGCACCUUAUGAACUCAACCAUUGAGCAAAAGCCCCCCAACAAUGACUGGCGCUUCACACAGGGACAGAGACCUGGACCUAGCGGGGCAACUGGAGGACCUGAGGUUGCCAUGGGAACUGGCCCCUGGCCCCAACCCCCAACUGAGGCUGAGCAGCUCCAAGCCCUGAUGGCUGCAGCUAACGAAGUGAGCGAGGCUACGGCCACCCUGGGACCCGGCACCAUGGGCCUCAGCACCCGCUACAGCCCCCAGUUCACCCUGCAGCACGUGCCCGACUAUCGCCAGAACGUCUACAUCCCCGGCAGCACCGCCACCCUCACCUCCAACCCCCAGCAGCAGCAGGCCACGGCCCAGCAGGCCACCCAGCAGGCGCUGCCCCCGCCCCAGGCCUCGGCCCAGCCCGAGCCCCCGAAGGCCGCCCAGACCCCUGCCUCCAAGAAGAAGUCCACCAAGAAGGAGAAGAAGUAGAGUCGGAUGGAGAGAGGUGGAGGAAUGAUAAACCCGGCCUGAUCUGAUGAGAAAUUCAACCCCCCAUACCCUUCCCAUUAGGUAUCUUACUGCUCUGCUGUCACUCAUGCCAGCCACAGUCUAAAUAAUGACAGCAAAUCACUUUUGACCACGUGGACGAUGUCGAUGGUUCUUUGAAAGAGUGUCUUGAAGAAUCUGAAUGUGCUGAAGGCUGUUACUGGUGUCAAUAACCCGUGUUGUGCUAAAGGUCAAAUACUGCUCACAUAAUCUUUGUCGGUGGAUAAUUUUGGCAGGGUAUGGGGGGUUAUAGUGAUUUCAUUUUGUUUGUUUUUUUCUUUUGGCAAAAUCAAAUGAACUUGGACAAAGAGAUUCAGUGUAAGGAACCUUGCUGGGAUGACAAGGCUAUACGCAGUCAUGUAUUCAGAGAUGAAAAUUGUUAGUGUCUUUCAUGUUGGAUUUAUUGUGCUCUUUCCCUGAGGUGGAAAGUCAGCUAUUGUAAAGUGCGCUAGUUGCCAUCCAUUAGAUUCCUAUAUAGGGUCAGCCUUGCAGGGUCUUAAAGCACAAGUCCUGUGGAUAUAAGGCUGUUGUUUGACAGGUAUUACAAACUCUUCUGCAUGCUCUUUAAGGUUAAAACCACAUAUACUAGUUUAGAGUUGCAAACUAUGCAUUGCAAAAGCAAAGAGGAGGACAUCCUGAAUCCGUUAUCCUCCCUCCAAUCGCAGGUCAAUAUAAUGCACAUGUAGCAUUUACUUGACACAAAAUGAAAAUUACUUUUGUAAUGAUAGUUUAAAAAAAAAAAAAACUGAAAGAUUGAAAUCGUCUGAUAUUUUUAUGACCUGAGCAUGCACCCAGAGGAAGGGCUGGCAGAGGCUGGGUUGGCGUGGCGUGGCGGGGCGUUGUGUCAUGUAGUCACGAGCCAUGCUGUCCAUGCAGGUGGUGUAGCAGCAGGGACUGGCUUCUUGUAUAACACCUCCAGAUGGGCACAAACAUGUCGCGCUGCCCUGCACCCUCUACCCUCCCUUCUUCACACCCAGCUUGUGUCCUCCCCUCACUCACCACCCCACAUUGAGAGCCAAACAAAGAGAAAUGCACUGUUCGUAUACUGAUGAUGAGAUGAUGUAGGGGUAGUAAUCACUUCGGGCUUUAGGGAAACACGUAGAUGUGGUAAAGUUAAGUGCUUAGGAGUUUCUAGACACUUUGCAAGCCGCUAGAGUAUUUUCCCCUCACUAUCCUGAAGUGCUGAAGAAACUUCUUGAUGUGGCACAUUAACAUGUCUGUCUUUGGGCGAUAACAAUUUGAUAGCAUAGAGGAAUUGUUUGUAUAAGAUAUGAAGUCUUUACUUUGCCGUCCAUCUGUCUGUCAGGCCUCUUGGCCAGAUACAACUGCAUGAGAAAAGGCAGCUUUCAGGCUGGGUCAGGGGGAGUGAAGGGGGUGUGGUGAGGCGUACACAGACUGAGGUGGCACCAUUACAUCAACCAGGGGGGUGGGGGAAACGACCUUGGCUCUACCCACUGAAUGUACAGCGGAACCACUGUUGACCCGCCCACCCCUUAAACUUUCUUAAUGCACUGACCCAGGUAGAGAUCAACAGAGCCAAGCGCAGCCGUCCCUGUCAGUGAGGAGAUACCACUCGAGAGUCCUUUGAAAUAUUCCUCCGCCUUUGAAAUCAAUGGGAAACCUUAGCCUCUCUGCCGCUCACCUCUCCCCUCCACUCCCUGGUCCUGUGAGGCUCUUCUCCCACUGUAAAUAAACACAAGUCCUGUCGAUGGUAUGAGCCAGUUGUUUGUAAAGUAGGGACCACGUCCAACAUUUUCAAAAUAAAAGUCCCUCUCCACAAGGCGUGGCUUACUACUGGAAUGUGUUGCAUUUUGUUUUUCAAGAAAAAUGAGAAAACCACAGUUUAAAAAAAAAAAAGAAACAAUAAUGAAUAAAAAUCUGAGAUGUUCUUCAACAGUUUGUGUUGCAA